ACCGGGGCUAGCCAGCGCAUGGGAGACGCGACAGGGGCGCAGAGGCUUUGAUUACACAGCCAAUAAUAGCGUUGGCAAGUCGAGCCAGGGGCGACAUGACCAGGACCAGCUGCCCAAUCAGGCACUGGAGAGCCGGGCCUAGCCAGCGGACAAGGAUUGUGCCGGGAUUGCCAUCACCAUCUUCUCGUUAGCCCACAGGCGGUGUGUGUGGGUGGGCGAGAGGUCGAAGAAAGGGAAAUGGCUUGACCCAGCACUGUGGCGGACGGCACUAGCACGUCCUGCAGUGCAGAGACAGCGUGAACAGAGACGCCGGCAUGAGGAGCAGCAGCAGCAGCAGCAGCAGCGCCAUCGCCAUCGCCAUCGUCAUCCGUUGUCGCCCCGCGGCCAAGUACAUGCUUGUACAUAAGCUGGAGAGCCGAGAUCAGUUGCUCGUGCCUCGUACACGUAGGUACACUUGUCCGUGCUGGCCAUGCUCUAACAAACGGGAGGCCAGGACAAAUGCAGGCACAGACACAUUCAGAGUAGACCAGAUGAACGUUCCCCGGUUUCGGCUACCGGCGCGGCGGACACCGAGCCCACCUUGAGCGCCAGCCUGGUCGCGGUCAUUCAUCCUUCUGCUCUGAUAUGUUCAUAUUUGUGCGCUG
Molecule: messenger RNA, 644 nt
Organism: Trichoderma asperellum CBS 433.97
Lineage: Eukaryota; Fungi; Ascomycota; Sordariomycetes; Hypocreales; Hypocreaceae
Source: RefSeq, a predicted model, not a curated record